Molecule: messenger RNA, 2387 nt
Organism: Gigantopelta aegis
Lineage: Eukaryota; Metazoa; Mollusca; Gastropoda; Neomphalida; Peltospiridae
Product: myeloid leukemia factor 1-like
Exons: 5
Coding region: 120-869 (249 amino acids)
Biological process (GO): regulation of DNA-templated transcription
Cellular component (GO): nucleus; cytoplasm
Source: RefSeq, a predicted model, not a curated record
UAUGUGACGGACAGGAAAGUGCUAGAAAGGUCAUCACUAUAGUUGCUCUACUGCAGAAGGAAAACAAUUCGUGAAUUAAUCAUUACUAGACACAACAAAGACAGACAUAAUUAACUAAAAUGCUUGGAAGAUCUUUUUUCAGAGAAUUUGAGGAGGAUCCCUUCUUUGCUAACCAUCAUCGCCACAUGCAGCACAUGCAGACUAUGAUGCUGGAUCCGUUUGGCAUGGCAAACAACAUGCUGGGUUUUGGGGACAUGAAUCGGCAGCCGCAGCCGCAGCCGCAGCAUGAGGAGAGACAAGUGGCCCGGAUACAGAGGAGACCCAUGGAUCCGUUCGGUAGCCUGUUUGAAAACAUGUUCAUGAACACCAGGCGCAUGAUGGACGACAUGCAUCGUGCUUUUGAGCAGGUGGACACGACUGCUCACCCAAACGGCAACGCCAAUGUCUUCUCGCAGUCAUCGUUCAUGUCGUACUCCAACACCAACGGCCAGCCGAGGAUCUACCAGGCUUCAUCGUCGACCAGACAGGCCCCGGAUGGUGUCAAGGAGGUCCGUAAGACCGUGCGCGACUCGGAGAGUGGGCUAGAGAAGAUGGCGAUCGGACAUCAUAUUGGCGAUCGCGGUCAUAUGAUCGAGAGGUCUCGUAAUCGGCGCACAGGAGAAUCGGAGGAAAAUCAGGAGUUCAUAAAUCUAGAAGAAGAGGAGGCCCGGACAUUUGACCGCGAAUGGCAAGAACGGACCCAUCGCUUGAACCGGGGCGGUCUAGAACACGGCCGUGGCCCCCGUCACAACCCUCUAGCCAGCCAGAGACGAUCAACACCGGCCAUCAUGGAACGACACAGAAACUCAAGCCACCGUGACAGAGAAUAACUAUUACUGAAAUAUAAAACUGAGAACAAUGAUUGGCAAAUGGAAUGAUUUUGAUGACUAAUGGAUCCCGAUUAUUUAUUCCAUUUCACUAUACAUCGUCAUUGCAAGUUUAGUGGAUGCUGCUACCGACAUUCUUGAUCGAUUUUCCUUCUGCAUCUUGAACAGUGGAUGUUUGUUCUUUCGAUGGAUACUGGACACCAUUCAUACACGUAGCGCCUUCCAAAAUGGAUAAAUAAUAAAAUAUGUGAAUUUGUCGUGAUUUGUAUUUGAGAUCCAUGUGAUUUAGGGAGAUCUGUGCCACUUUUCCUGGAUGUAGUUUCAGUGAGCAGGUUUUAGGUUUUCAGAAAAUGACCAAAAAGUUUAAUUUACAAUGUGUCGGCGAAUCUGAAAAUGUGCAGUACACAGAAAUCUGUUUCCGUAUUCCGAGGAAGUUUGUUAUAUUAUUGUACACAGCACUAGAUAUAGAAUUAGACUAAACUAUUUUUUGUUAUUUCUCUGAAAAGUGUCUUGGGGAGAUAUAUAUUGACAAAUAUUAAAUUAUAUAUGAUACUAAACCUAAAGAUUAAAAAGUAAAAUCGAAUGUGUGGAAAUAUAUUAAAUCGUAUACAACACCAAACUUUUUUUUUCUUAUACGUAAGACACAAUAUUUGAUAGAAAUGUAUUGAAACAUGCAUGCUUCUAAAUAAAAUAAACUGUAAAAAAAUCAGCCUUCAUUUACAUGGGACAUUUCUUAUCUUGUCAUAAAUAUUGAAAAUUAAAUAAAAAUAAAAAUUGUGGAUGUAUUUUCCAAAAAAAUGAAGAGUUAACAGUAUAAAUGUUGAAUUGAUAAAAACAAAACGCCACCAAAAUCUGGUGUUAAUUCUGUAAAUUUUCUAAAUUAUUUAUAGUAUUUAAGUUUAAUUUUAAUUUAGUGCUGGUGACUCGAUAGGAAAUAUAUUUAUGAGAAUACUAUCUCAAAAUAUGCAAGGGAAGAAGUAGGAAAAUCCACAAGACGUGGUUGCCAAGUGUCCAGUUUCACUUUUCUUUUGUUUUGUAACGUAUCUGUGAAUGUUUAGGUUCAAUCUUAUGUAUUUCCAAUUGGAAUGACGCAGACUUUUGUACUUGUAGAUUUGUUGCUCACUGGAAACUAAAGUUGUAGAAAGCACUGCUGACGUUUGUGUCAGUAAACUGAGAUGGUGCGACAGUCCAGUGAACACAUCGACUAAGUCAUGUAUUAUAAUCAGUCUCUGUUCAGCUUAAUUUACCUUUCACAAUUUUGUCAAGGUAUCUUUUUGUUUUUUCUGGAUUGUCACCAGAUAGGUGAGCUACACAUUGUAUCAUUUUGAGACAAAAGUAUAUAACUUUUUUGUUUGUUUGAUCUUAAAAGUAUAACGUUUUUUUUUUUUAUCAUCUUACUUACGCCUUCUGUUUUAUUUAUUUGUUCUAUUUGUAACUUUGUUUAGGAUGUACAAUAACAAAUGCGAGUGUGGUCUGUUCUGCAACAUGUUUCUUUUGUUAGAAAUAUACGACAAAUAUUUA